This is a messenger RNA of Alosa sapidissima (American shad), 4554 nucleotides long. It is a transcript of the gene pitpnm3, whose product is annotated as PITPNM family member 3. Lineage: Eukaryota; Metazoa; Chordata; Actinopteri; Clupeiformes; Clupeidae. The transcript is spliced from 19 exons. Bases 362 to 3292 code for a protein of 976 amino acids. Gene Ontology annotation, molecular function: phosphatidylinositol transfer activity; phosphatidylinositol binding; phosphatidylcholine binding. Gene Ontology annotation, cellular component: cytoplasm. The record is from RefSeq and is a predicted model, not a curated record. Gene Ontology annotation, biological process: phospholipid transport.
CAGAUAUGCCUCAGAAGUACACCACUGGAGGCAGUCAAACAUUAGACCUUGAAAUUCUUGUCCUACAGUUAAACAGGGGAGGGCAUCAGAAAAGUCCGCAUAAACAGUAUGCCUGAAGUCUAGCUAGUUUUGUAGAAUACAUGUAGUCUUCAUGGGUCUGGAAAACGUUGUAUUCAGGGACUGCCGCAUUAUAAAUGACACGAGUGGCAUAGCAACCCUUGGCUUUUCUCCGUUGGUAGGAACCAAGGCUUCAAGGAGCAGGGACUAGGGAGACUGAAGAAAAGACAGCUGUGCGGUCUAAACUCAGUGAAAACACGCGCCACAGUGCUCAUUUGCCUCUUCUGCGAGGCGCGUACAGAGGAUGGCGAAAGAAACAAGAGGGAAAGCUGCCCUGCGCAAGCACAGCGCCUCCCACUGGCGGAUGCAGAACAUCGCACAGGAGUCUGUCGACAGCUCCGACGAUGAGUUCUUCGACGCUAGAGAGGUUCUGGAGGGGAAGACAGCCAUGCUGCUGGGCAUGAGCCAGUGGAACUCCAACGACCUGGUAGAGCAGAUCGAGACGCUGGGACACAUGGACCAGACGCAAGAGAGCCUGUACCGCCAUGGCCGCCGGCGAUGUCACCCUCAGAGUAGCAUUGAUGGCCUGGAGGAUAUGGAGAAGUGCAAGACAGAGGUUCUGAUCUUGCUGGUGCAUGGUGGAAACAUCCUUGACACGGCCGGCGGUGACCCAGGCACCAAGGCAGGCGAUGUGAGCACGCUGGCGUCUGUGCUGGAGAAGGUGUCCAGGGCCCACUUCCAGGCAGCUGCGGAGCAUGUGCUCAUCAAGCUGGUGCCCUGCCCAGCCGUGUGCGCCAAAGCCUUCUCUCUCGUCUCCAACUUGAACCCGUACAGCUAUGAUGAGAGCUGUGUGUCCAGCAGUGUUGACCACCUCCCUCUGGCCGCGCUGCCUCUCCUCGCCAUCGCCGCCCCACACUACCAGGACGCCGUGGCCACCGUCAUUGCCCGCGCCAACCAGGUCUACCACAGCUUCCUGCAGUCCCCGGAUGGCCAAGGCUUCACUGGCCAGGUGUGUUUGUUGGGCGACUGUGUGGGGGGCGUGCUGUGCUUCGACGCCUUGUGCUUCAGCAACAGCCAGCGCCCGGCCAGCCCCUGCGGCAGCAGCAAGAACAACAGCACCGAGAGCCUCAAGGAUAACCCGGGCCUGUUGGAUGAGGCCGGCCCUGGCCUGAGCGGCAGUAAGCGCCUCAGUAAAAGCAACAUCGACAUCUCAGCCCCCAUAGACGAGCUCGGACGCCGCAGGCAGCCUCUCAGCCGUAAGCAGAGCGACUCCUUCGACGACGCUUCCUCUGGACAACAUGCCACUUUCCUCAACAGACUUAUUCAGGAUGGUGGGGAUCUCCGGCCAGGCAGCAACCAUAACCUAGUUCUGAAUCCGGGGCGCUUUGAUUUCGAGGUGUCCGACUGUUUCCUCCUGGGCUGUCCACUGGGCCUGGUGCUGGCCAUGAGGAGAACUGUGCUCCCGGCUGUCCAAGUGACCCAGCUGCGGCCAGCCUGCUCUCAGAUCUGCAACCUCUUCUUUCCCUCGGACCCCUCGGCGUCCCGCCUGGAGCCCCUGCUGCACCCCAACUUCCACCGGCUGCCGCCCUUCCCCGUGCCCCGCUACCAGCGCUACCCCCUGGGAGACGGGCGCUCGGCACUCAUUGCGGACGACAUUCACGCCCAUCCCGAGGUGUUUCUGGACACGGCCCAGAGCACAGGCAGCGCUCCCCAGCCCUGCUCCCCCCCACUGGACAGAGAUGGCAGGCCAGGGGCAGGCAGUGGUGGCGGAGGAGGAGGUCGAGGUGGAGGGCUGGUCCGCCGAUCCAGUCUGACGAGUGUGGACAGUGAGGCGUCCGGUGGUGCUGAGAGCCGCCUAAGCAGCACUGUGGCCAACAUCUCCAGCACCUGGUGGGGCUCCAAGAGGCUGGACUACUCCCUCUACUGCCCCGACGUGCUUACCUCCUUCCCCACCGUGGCCCUGCCACACCUGUUCCACGCAUCCUACUGGGAGUCCACUGACGUGGUGGCCUUCAUCUUGCGGCAGGUGAUGCGAUGUGAUUGUGUCCAUGCCCAGGAGACUGACCAUAUAGACUCCAGCCUCUUUUCCCCUUCCAGCCCCAGGGAGAAGUGGCUACGCAGGAGAACCCACGUGAAACUGAGGAACGUGACUGGCAACCACCGGGUUCAUGAUGUCAUCGCGACCGAGGACGGGCAGCAGACGCUGGUGGGCCGCUUCAUGUACGGACCGCUGGACAUGGUCACGCUGACCGGAGAGAAGGUGGAUAUAUUCCUGAUGACUCAGCCACAGUCAGGCCGCUGGGUGCACUUUGACACGGAGGUGACCAACAGCAAUGGUCGUAUCUCCUACACCAUCCCCAAGGACAAGAGGCUGGCAGUGGGGGUCUACCCGAUCAAAAUGGUGGUGAAGGGUGACCAGACGAGUGCGGAGGCCUUUAUCACAGUGUUGCCGCGGGGGAUGGAGUGUGUGGUGUUCAGCAUUGAUGGCUCCUUCGCCGCCAGCGUCUCCAUCAUGGGAAGCGACCCCAAAGUGCGCCCAGGGGCAGUGGAUGUUGUUAGGCACUGGCAGGACCUGGGCUUCCUGAUCAUCUACAUCACGGGGCGGCCGGACAUGCAGAAGCAGCGCGUGGUCUCCUGGCUGUCCCAGCACAACUUCCCCCAGGGGAUGAUCUUCUUCUCCGAGGGCCUCGUGCAUGACCCCCUCAGGCAGAAAGCCCUCUUCCUCAAAAGCCUUAUGCAGGAGUGCCACAUCAAGAUCAACUCGGCCUAUGGCUCCAUGAAGGACAUCUCUGUCUAUAACAUGCUUGGCCUCGUCCCGUCCCAAAUCUAUAUUGUCGGCAGGCCGUCCAAGAAGUACCAGAACCAGUGCCAGUUUCUGAGUGACGGGUACGCCGUGCACCUCUCCACGCUGCAGUUUGGGCACCGGGCGCGGCCCAAGAAGAGCUCGUCGGUCCGCCUGGUGCUGUGCAACGGGUCCUUCGGCCGCUCGCCUAAGCCCGACUUCCUGUGCAAGCGCACGCACCUGCGGCGCACCAUGUCCGUGCAGCAGCCCGACCCGCCAUGCAACGUCAACCCCAAGCCCGAGCGUGCUCAGAGCCAGCCCGAGACGGACAAGGACCACGCCAGCACCAGCGGCACUGGAGGAGGAGGAGGCGGAGGAGGAGGAGCAGGAGGAGGGGUGAGUCACGGCGUGUGGGCACGAGCGUCCAUACAACGCGGAGACACCACACCCUGAAGAACAGUACAAGCGAGAGAAAGGGAGCAGGAGUGAUGGAGAGAGAGAGAGGGAGAGGGAGAGAGAGAGAGAGAGAAAGAGGAAGGGAGACGGACGAGGAGGAGGAGAAGGCAUCUCAGUGCACUGGUCCUGGGUGAACAGCCUGAUGAAUAAUCAAUAACUUAGAGCCUCAGUAAUGUGCGGUGCAGUGCAGCACAGCCCAGCACAGCACGACUGCGUCAGGAAGGCCAUAUGCUGGGCACUCCCCCGAGGUCUCGUCCCCCACCGCAUUCCCGCUGCCAGACCCGCCUGACAUCCUGACACUUGAGGACAUCGGCAGAAUCAAAAUGCUCAUCGGAAAACAAUAUGUUAAUGGAAAUCAGCGUGGCAUUUCUAAUGAGCCUCGCUUUGCACAACCUCCCAUGCGGAGGGAAACCGCAGCAGGGACACACCUGCAGCAGAUGUGCUGCAGUGUGUUUUCCCCGAUGCAGCCGCUGAUUAUCUCGCCCCUGUGUACACACGGUUUUGAUUUGGCUGGCAGGAUGUGGUGGUAACGCCAGCAAAAUCACAAAAUCACAACUUGGUGCGGCUCUACGAUUCCUACCACUGAACAGUGACUGUGUUGUUGUGCACUCUCAUCCAUAUUCAGGCCGCCAUUGGAGGUAGACAGGCUAUUAUUAGAAGCGGGCCCUGUAUUUCCAUAGCUGGCUGCCUUCUGUUUGCUCAUUUUUGUGAAGCUGAAUGACGAUCCUGAUGGCAAAUCCACCAAUGGAAGUUAUUAUGCCGAACCCUGAUAAGCCCAAGGAUGGCCUGUCCAGUCAUGCUUGAAAGCCUGCCAUUUCAGGAUGGGCAAUAUAAUGACUGCUGAAUGAAGUAGAUAGUGGCUUGGCCACUGGCCCUCUUAGCCUGGCUCACCCCUUGAUGGUUUACAAAUGUUCAGUUUAAUGGAGAGAUUGUUCUUUAAUUUCUUUUUUUUUACUGCACUGAGGAAAAACCACCACUGUUCUCUCUCCUCUGCCACAUUUACUCGCUAUACGGUAUUGUAUUACAACCUAGAGUAUAGCGGAAAAGGCCUGGAUGCUAACACUGCAUUCAUUAACACAUGAAUUAAUUCAUCAUAAAACCAACCGUUUUUCAUGUCCAGCAUGGCAUAGUUAGUUAAGUGGUUUUAUUAUACGGCUCUUCACAAUGCUAGUAGAACGCUCCAUUGACUUGAAUGGGAUUUCCCAACGUUCUACGGUAAAAUAAAUUCAUGUAAUUACCGCUGCAAACAUAUAAUUACC